Cydia pomonella (codling moth) is the source of this 3394-nucleotide messenger RNA. Its product is annotated as golgin subfamily A member 4-like. The coding region runs from base 348 to 2723 and encodes 791 amino acids. Lineage: Eukaryota; Metazoa; Arthropoda; Insecta; Lepidoptera; Tortricidae. The record is from RefSeq and is a predicted model, not a curated record. The transcript is spliced from 6 exons.
UGUUAGUGAAUUAGUCCUCUAAGGAAUAAAUGUAACACUUUUUCACGUUUAUAACUUAUACUACUAUUGAAUUUGGUUAUACUGAAAUUAUAAAAAAAAAAACGAAACGCAAUACGGAGCGUAGCAACCAUGUAACGGAACGUGAUUUAACGGUUUCUGCGAGAAUAAUAAUAAUCGGUGUUCUUACUGUCCUGCUGUACUGUAAUUAUUUGGCGCGCGUUCGCUCAACGGACGGACGGAGCGUUGCAUUGCAAGCCGUUGAGUAUUGAAUUGUGUACUUUUGAGACUUGUUAUUACAUUUCAUAGAGCUAUUUUUUAUUUAUUUGAGUGGAUUUAUAUUAACAAUAAUGUUCUCCAAAGCCAAAAGAUUUGAACCAUUGUCUCUCAAAAAUCAAACAAAAGAAACGAAGCAGCUAGAGCUGGAGAAAUUAAAGCCAAUGAAACAGCCAGAGUCCGAAAAAGUGAAGCCAACAAAUCCGCCAGAGGCAGAGAAAGUAAAACCAACAAAUCACCCAGAGUCUGAGAAAGUGAAGCCAACAAAUCAAUUAGACCUUGAGAAAUUAAAGCUAAAAAAACAGCCUGAGCCUGCGAAAGUAAAGCCAAUAAAACAGACAGAGUCUGAGAAACUGAAGCCAACUGUGAAGGCACCAGCAGUUGUGAGCAAGUUGAAGUUUGUAACACCAGCAAAGGCAACAACCAGCAGCGAUGUGCAGUCCCAGUGCAGCUCGAUUCCCAGCAUCAAAUCUUUUCUUACUCCCAAACCAGUUACAAAUAAGAAAAUAAUCAAGGCCCCGUCUAGCCUCAAAAAACCAGCGCAAACAGGCCAAAAACAAAGUGGCAACAAAAUUCAAAGCUGUAAGGUAGCCACUGAAGAUAUUAUCAAAGCCCAGGAUGCUGAAAUAAGGAACAAGGACUAUACUAUUAAUGAAUAUAACAAGCAAAUUGAAGAACUCAAAAAUGAAAUUGCUAAUUUACAAAAACAAAUGAAGGAAACUACCAAUAAUGUUAACGCUACUGGCAGUUUAAAUCAACAGCUAUCAGAGAUGUCUUUGAAAGAUACUGGAGAAAGAUCUGAAACCAAAGACAAUGCUAGUAAAAAUAGUGCUCAAGAUGACUUAGAAAUGAUUGCUAAAUAUGAACUUAAAAUUGCUGAAAUUGAACUUCUGUGUGAAAAACUGGAACUAGAAGUGAGCAGUAAACAAGUAGAAUUGACUUCUCUUGAAGAAGUUAUAACAAUCAGAGAUAGUUUGUGUCAGGACCUUCAAGAGAAACUGAGUAAUAUGGAAUCUGUAUUAGAAGAAACUAGGUGUAGACUGGAAAUGGUUAAGGGGCAUCAUGCCUUAGCUCUAGAAGCCAAUGAAAGCAUUCGGCGAGAGUACAAGGCUGAGCUUGAAAGUCUAAAGUCUAAAUUUGAAGAAGAAAAGCAGGCUAUUGUAAGUAGAUCGAAAACCGAACAGGAUAGCAUUAGAGAACAUUACAACAUUAUCAUUGAGUCCAUUAAGAAUCAGUUGACUAAAGAAAAGGAUGAGUUGUUAAAUGAUUUACAACAACAACUGGCACAUAAGGACAAUGAGAUGAAAGCUAAACUUGAACAGAUUGAUGAGGCUACUCAUGAAAAGCUUAGGCUUUGCGAAAUUCAGUUUGAAGAGCGUAGUCGCUCAAUUCAAGAACACUGGACUCAUCAACAAGAAAAAAUAUUCUCUCUAGAAAAAGAAACCAAGGAUCUCAAAUAUAGCAUUACCAUAGCAGAACAGAAAAAUCAGUGUUUACAAAGAGACUUUGAUGCCCUACACAGAGAAAUUGAAAUUUUAAAAUCUGAAAAAGGAAGCAUUUUUGAAGAGACUAAUGAAUUGAAAGAUGAAACAAAGAAGAAAAUCAUAGAUUUUGAAAAUGAAAUCAAUAAACUCACAGUAGAGGUGGAUAAGACGAGCAAGGAGAAACGUCAGUUUGAAAUGUCUCUAUCUGUAACUAGAGAUAUUGUCCAAGUUCUCACAAUGCGGCUGCGAGAAUCAGAUAAUGAACUGGAACAUUUGGAGGAGAAAGUAAAAUCCUUAACUAAUGACAAAGAGGCUCUUGAAAAUGAACUUAGUACGUACAAAAACUCUUUAAAUAACGCUCUCCUAGAAUGCAACGAAUACAAGGAAGCUUUGGUAAAUAUUCUCAAGUCGAAAGCGGCGUUAGCAAAGGAACACACGCGUAUAAUGGAGCACAACGUUACGCUUAUCGAGAGUUUGCAAAACGUCGAAAAGGAGGCAUAUCGUGAACUCGGCACUAUUCAGAGUGAACUUAUUGAAGAUGUGGAGAUGAUAAAGAAGGAGUCAAAAUCUCAAAUUAAAGUUUUGCAAGAUGAGGUGGAGAAGAAGCACGCUCUGUGCACGCUGGCCACGGAGCAGGCAGCGGCCGCGGCGGCCGGCGCCGAGGCGGCGCGCGCGCUGCUGGCCGCCGCGGCCGCCGAGCUGGCGCGGCUGGACGCCGACAACCGCCGGCUGCAGGCGCAGAUACAAGACCAACAGUCGCUUGUAGUGGAGCUCUCCCUGCUGCGCCAGGAGAACGAGGAGUUGACCAUGACCGCGGCGAAACAGUCCUCGCUCAUCGACAAGCUGAAGAAGGACGCCGAAGCCCACGUCGCACCCAAAUCCCCCUCUGUCAUGCGCAAAACACAUAAAAUUGGCAAAGAAAACUUGCCCGCUGUUAUAAGCCCCCUUAGGGAACGCAACCACUGACUUAUGUCGUAUACAGUACGAUCUCUGUAACUUCGCCAAACGGUCGUACCGUAUAAACUAUUAGAUACCAUAAGUACCAUUCUAUCCUCAAUCGAGAAACAUGCAUGAUUGUAAUUUGAAUUUUGUACUAAGUUGCCGGAGUACCGUGAUGACUAUAUGAAUACAGGUGAUGACUAUAGUAUGCAGGUUUCAUGCUAUGCUAGGUACUUCUAAGAAAAAUGAUAAACUUCAUACUAAAAAAGGUACUAUUUAAUAAGCCUUUUGAUGUGACUGGGGAACCAUGGCAAAAACGCGUAUUUUUUGCCCGACUGACGUCCCUUCACUGAGAUUCUUUGUAACCGAUUGUGGCAGCUUUCAGUAUAAGAUCCACCUGUGUUAUUUCCGUUAGUGUUUGUUUUGGAUUUUGUAAAGACUGUUAAAUUAAAUAGUGUGUUGUUAUAAUAUUUGGAAACAUUAAGUUUGCCUAAUAGUCAUAUAAAUACCAAAAAUCUGUAUUUAAAUAGAAUGUUUGUUAACAAAUCUGAAAAUCUAAUCCAUUAUUAUCAUAUUCCUAUGAUUGUUGAGUUGGGAUUCGUAUGUAUGUUAAUUUAUUACAAAACAAAAUUUAAAUAUUCUUAUGUCUCGUACUCAUAAAAUUUGCGUGUGCAAAAUAAAUUUAUGAGAAAUCGUAA